This is a messenger RNA of Drosophila rhopaloa, 912 nucleotides long. RefSeq names its product superoxide dismutase [Mn], mitochondrial (gene Sod2). Gene Ontology annotation, cellular component: mitochondrion. Bases 146 to 799 code for a protein of 217 amino acids. Gene Ontology annotation, molecular function: superoxide dismutase activity; metal ion binding. The transcript has 2 exons. NCBI's taxonomy places the organism in Eukaryota, Metazoa, Arthropoda, Insecta, Diptera, Drosophilidae. The record is from RefSeq and is a predicted model, not a curated record. Gene Ontology annotation, biological process: superoxide metabolic process.
ACCAAUAUUCUCGCUGGCUCACAUCUCUAGAAAAAAUAAAAAGCUUAAAACAGAACCAAAAAGCAGAAAACGUAAGCCUUGUUUUAUUUGGUUAUAAAACUCAGAUAAGGAGCACACUCAAUAAGCAGCUUAAUAACUCGCAGAGAUGUUUGUGGCCCGUAAAAUCUCGCAGACAGCUAGCCUGGCGGUGCGUGGCAAGCACACUCUGCCCAAGUUGCCCUACGACUAUGCCGCCUUGGAGCCGAUCAUCUGCCGGGAGAUCAUGGAGCUGCACCACCAGAAGCACCACCAGACCUACGUCAACAACCUGAACGCGGCCGAGGAGCAGCUGGAGGAGGCCAAGUCGAAGAGCGACACCACCAAGCUGAUCCAGCUGGCCCCCGCCUUGCGGUUCAACGGCGGAGGCCACAUAAACCACACCAUCUUCUGGCAGAACCUCUCGCCCAACAAUAGCCAGCCGAGCGAGGACUUGAAGAAAGCCAUUGAGUCGCAGUGGAAGAGUUUCGAGGAUUUCAAGAAGGAGCUGAGCACGCUGACCGUGGCGGUCCAGGGAUCGGGCUGGGGCUGGCUAGGCUACAACAAGAAGUCCGGCAAACUGCAGCUGGCUGCCCUGCCCAACCAGGAUCCCCUGGAGGCCUCCACCGGGCUGAUCCCUCUGUUCGGCAUCGACGUCUGGGAGCACGCCUACUACCUGCAGUACAAGAACGUGCGCCCCUCAUACGUGGAGGCCAUCUGGGACAUCGCCAACUGGGAUGACAUCUCUUGCCGCUUCCAGGAGGCAAAGAAGCUCAGCUGCUGAAUAUCAUAUACACCUGUAUGUCUACUCUAGCAUAGUCGGAUCGAAGAUCCCAAAUUGUAGUCUGAGUUGCAACUAAUAAAUUAGAAACAAAACGUCUGUUGAUUAAAAAUGUA